Molecule: messenger RNA, 3365 nt
Organism: Brienomyrus brachyistius
Lineage: Eukaryota; Metazoa; Chordata; Actinopteri; Osteoglossiformes; Mormyridae
Gene: klhl23
Product: kelch-like family member 23
Exons: 4
Coding region: 417-2105 (562 amino acids)
Molecular function (GO): protein binding
Source: RefSeq, a predicted model, not a curated record
GGCCGUCAGCGUUAAUCUGUAAGGCUGCCCGGGACCUACGAUCCCGGUGACAGCUGAGCGCCGCUCCAAGUAUAUACACAUACCAAAAUAGGAGCAAGCACCCUUAGCACGAACGGAGAGGUCCGUCCGGCUGCUGAUUACUGCCCCGGGGAGUCUCUGCCCAUUUCCCGGUCUCGGCAAAAGCUAUUUCCAAUAUCAAACCGAGCGCUUCUACUCUGCAACUGGAGACUUAAGAACAAAUCAGCAAUACACUAAAACGGAACAGGAGAAUGAAAAUCACUACAAAAACUUUAUCAGUCUGUUGAUCCUUCACAAUAUUGCAGUGUUGGAGAACAAUGAUGCCAGGAGUCUCUGCAAAUGGUUAAAUUACCACAACUCUUUUCCUCCUUAAUUACUUAUAGUUUGGUGCUGGUACGAUGUCAGUCAAAGGACAAGAGAGCUACGUGUACGACUUCUGUGAUGCCAGUCACCCAGCAGAACUCCUGGACGCGCUCAGGGAAUUCUACCUAAGCAACCUUUUCACUGAUAUCACCCUGCAAUGUUCCGGCGGGCAGGUCUUUCAUUGCCACAAAGCUGCCCUAUCAGCCUGUAGCUCUUAUUUCAAGGUGAUGUUCACAGCAGACAUGAGAGAGCGCUCAAACCGCGUUAUCAGGCUGUCGGGGAUCGACAGCGAGAUCCUCACUGCUCUGGUAGACUAUGUGUACACCUCCAAGGUGAGCAUCACCCAGACCAAUGUACAGAGUUUGCUCGAGGCAGCCGACCUGCUGCAGUUCAGCACAGUGAAGAUGGCCUGUGAGAACUUCCUGAUCCGGCUCCUGGAUGUGGAUAACUGCCUGGGAAUGCACGCCUUCGCCGAGCUCCACCUCUGCCCAGCAUUGGAGAGGGAGGCCCGGCGAGUGAUGCUCAGUCGAUUUGAGGAGCUCAUGUGGCAGGACGAGUUCCUGGAGGUUGAUGUGGAGAAGCUUACCACCAUAAUUUCGACAGAGAACCUCAACGUGUGGAAGGAGGGGGUUCUCCUGGAGGCCGUGGUUAGGUGGGUAGCACAUGAUACGUCGGCACGCAUAGACUAUGCCCAAGACCUGCUCUGCCGUAUCCAGCUUGACUUGGACGAGAUGUACUUCAAAACCAUGUUGGACAUGCAGAGUUCCCAUUUCCUGGCUAAUGAAAACAAGAUCCGCACUUUGAUUGCCCACUCUCUGAAGUCCACAUGCAAAGACGUGUCCAUGAGCUGCAAGAAGCUGACCUCUUGCAUGUUUAUAAUCGGGGGCUACUACUGGCACCCACUGUCUGAGGUCCACAUGUGGGACCCGGUCACCAACACGUGGGUGAGCAGAAAGGACAUGCCGGACCACACGAGGGAGAGCUACAGUGUCGCAAUCCUGGGACCCAAUGUUUACGUGACAGGGGGCUACAGGACAGACACCAUUGAGGCGCUCGCCACCGUGUGGAUUUACAACAGUGACACUGAAGAGUGGGCAGAGGGUUGCCCCAUGCUUGACGCCAGAUACUACCACUGCUCUGUGGCGCUACAUGGCUGCAUCUAUGCAAUAGGUGGCUAUAGGGGAGGGGCACCUGCACGAGAAACCGAAUUCUAUGACCCGCUGAAGAAACAGUGGUUUCAAGUGGCCAAGAUGAUCCAAGGUGUGGGGAAUGCCACAGCCUGUGUGCUACGUGACACGAUCUACGUAACGGGGGGCCAUUUUGGUUACAGAGGAAGCUGCACUUAUGAGAAGAUUCAGACCUACAAGGCUGACCUCAAUGAGUGGAGCAUAGCCACAAUAAGCCCUCAUCCAGAGUAUGGUCUGUGCUCAGUGUCCCUGAACAACAAGCUUUACCUAGUGGGAGGACAGACCACCAUCACAGACUGCUAUGACCCGGAGAAGGAUGAGUGGAGGCAGAUGUCUGUCAUGAAGGAGAGGAGGAUGGAGUGCGGCGCGGUGGUCAUGAAUGGCUGCAUCUAUGUGACAGGGGGCUACUCAUAUUCCAAAGGCACAUACCUGCAGAGCAUCGAGAAGUAUGACCCUGAGCAGGACACCUGGGAGAUCGUAGGUAACCUUCCCAGUGCCACUCGCUCCCACGGCUGCAUCUGUGUCUACAGCGUGUAGGUUGCCCUUUUUCGGUACAUGUUGGAGGAGGCAGGUGUUUCCUGCUUCGGAGGACAGAGCACCUGCAUGACCGCCCCCGCCAGACCUCCUGCUGAAAAGCAGAUCUGAUCUAAACCUGCCUCAUCACCCUACUGCCACCUGUUUUCCCAUGAUGCUCAAUACUUUCAGUAAAGUAGUAGCCAGUUUCACCAUUUUCUAUUCCUCCUAAGAUGUAUUAAAUCUUAUUAUGCAUUUUAUUUUGUUGCUUCUCUGAAUACCCUCCAGUGUCCAGAAAGUUCUAUCCAAAUGGCAUCAGUCUACAAAGGCUGGAGGAUUUUAUGUUAACCAGUAAUGCUUGGUAUCAGGCUUUAUCAAGCAUCAAGUUGUUUGCUCAGGAAAGUGUUGCUGUUGUUCUUUGAAGGUUUGAAAUGUGCACAUUGUCUGCUGUAACUUUAUGAGAAAGUUACUUUUUGUUAAUUUUUUUAAAAUUUUAUAUCUCAUGCAAAAUGAGAUGAAGUUUUUAUACCAGCACAAUAUUUGGUUUUUACCUAUUUGUAUUUAAAGCAAAGCAGCUUUUAACUUUUCAAAAGUGAUUAUUAAGACAUCAACUUUGUAAACCUUCGAAGUGUUAAACAUUUUGGUUGAAUGUAAAGAGACCUCUACAGAAGACACUAGGUAAAUUAUUAGCUUUUAAUUGUCUUUUUAUACGUAUUGUAAUUGUGCAUAUUUUUUGUUUAUGAAUGCACAUAGCAACUUGUGUGAACUGUAGUGAUUUUGCUUUUAUACUGUAAGUUUGAUUUAAAAAAAAAAACAACUGCUAUUUAUAAUGUAAUUCAGUCACUUUAUGCUGUAACCUAUAUAUCAGUUAUUUUAAAACAUUUUAUGUCAAACACCAUAUACUGUAUGUGUAUAUACAUACGUACACACACACACACACACACACAUUCUAUAUGAUAACAUUAAACAUUGCAUUUAUUUUCCAUUUAGCUUGAAUAUUAUACAAAUCUAUCACAAAUGAAGUCAAAUUAAAAUAGUUAAUUUAUUAUUUAGUAUCUCUACAGAGGUUUGAUGCUGAUUAUUAGUUUAAUAUAUAGUUUAAUUUUUACAAAUGAAUGUUACCCUUAAGUGCUUUUUCAUGUCGGAAUUUGUGUCAAUCGAGCCAGUUUUGCAAGUCAGAAAUGGCGUUAGUAUAAUUUUACUUUUACAGGAGAGUUUUUGAUUGUUAUACCAGUGUUAUGUUAUAUAAAUGUACUAUUUAAUAAAUACAAUUGUUUUUAAUUA